AUGGAGACUUAUCUUUCGAAUACAUAUUUGAAUUUGUCUGAACUGGACUCCAAACAACCGCCCACAGCUAAUACCACCUCGUCCUUGCCACUUCGCCUGGAGUCGCGCUCUGUGAUUAUCUCUGCUACGAUGUUUACGGUGGGUGUUCUGGGAAAUCUUGUCGCUAUAGUGGUGCUCUGCAUCUCUAAAAAGGAGCAAAAGGAGACCACGUUUUACACACUCGUCUGUGGUAUGGCAAUCACAGACCUUCUGGGCACCUGUUUUACCAGUCCUGUUGUUAUCGCGACAUAUGUUGCAAAACAGUGGCCGGGCGGAGAACUUUUGUGUCACUUUUUUUCAUUUUCGAUGCUCUUCUUUGGUUCUGCUGGAAUGUCCAUACUUUGCGCCAUGGCCGUGGAGAGGUACCUCGCCAUAAAUCAUGCGUACUUCUACUCUCAUCACAUAGAUCGGACGAUGGCACGAUUAACACUUGUUGCUACUUAUUUAGCUAACAUCGUGCUGUGUAUCAUGCCAAGCUUCGGAUUUGGGAAACACGUUAAGCACUUUCCGGGUACGUGGUGUUUUUUAGACUGGAGGGCGACGGAACCCCUAGCUGCCUCUUACUCUUUUGUAUACGGAGGAUCCAUGUUGAUACUCAUAGGAGUGACUGUAGCGUGCAACCUCGCAGUCUGCAGAUCCUUGGUGCUCAUGAGCCAGAGAACAAGGAUAGUGAGAGCGGAGAUCUCCGGUCAAGGCGGUUCGGGAAGAAGGUUUCCGAAGCUACCUUCUGUGUCUUCAGCUGCAGAAUUCCAGAUGUUUUGGCUGUUAAUACUAAUGACCAUCGUGUUUCUGGUUUGUUCAAUCCCUUUAGUGGUGCGGAUUUUUGUCAACCAGUUGUAUGGUCCGGCCCACAUUUCCGCUGGAGGGAAACCCGACUAUCGAGGCGAUCUUAGGGCAAUACGGUUCGCCUCCUUUAACCCAAUUUUGGAUCCAUGGGUUUACAUCUUGUGCCGGAAAAACCUACUGAUUAAGGGUUGCGAGAGGGUGAAGCGGUCUGUUGGGAAUGCCAGAGAAGCUCGUGCGCGUAAAGUUGGCUGGGUAAGCGGCCAACGCACACCUCCUUCUUACGCCGCAAGCAACACCACCAGUUACGCAUCCCUGCGAAACGAUAAACAAGACGAUGAGCAGAUUAUCACUAGGACUAAAUCAUUUACCGAUUUCACUGUGCAACAAACAUGGGAUUAUGAUGCGUCGCGACCCAACUUUCAUCCCUUCUGUAUCGAACAGAGUGCUGCUAUUGAUUUACAGAAAAUAAGUAGAAAAGCCCACCCUGGAGGACUCAUGAAGUUCUCUUCGCCGGCAUUACUGAGGAGUCACAACCCACAGCUCCCCAGCACAGCAGGUGGAGGGAAGCUCUCAGACCUGGGAGCGAAGACCCUGUGCUAG
Molecule: messenger RNA, 1425 nt
Organism: Conger conger (European conger)
Lineage: Eukaryota; Metazoa; Chordata; Actinopteri; Anguilliformes; Congridae
Product: prostaglandin E2 receptor EP4 subtype-like
Exons: 3
Coding region: 1-1425 (474 amino acids)
Biological process (GO): negative regulation of inflammatory response; adenylate cyclase-activating G protein-coupled receptor signaling pathway; cellular response to prostaglandin E stimulus
Cellular component (GO): plasma membrane
Molecular function (GO): prostaglandin E receptor activity
Source: RefSeq, a predicted model, not a curated record